This is a messenger RNA of Penicillium psychrosexuale, 525 nucleotides long. RefSeq lists its product as uncharacterized. NCBI's taxonomy places the organism in Eukaryota, Fungi, Ascomycota, Eurotiomycetes, Eurotiales, Aspergillaceae. The transcript has a single exon. The record is from RefSeq and is a predicted model, not a curated record. Bases 1 to 525 code for a protein of 174 amino acids.
AUGGAUAUAUCUCAGAUCUCCAAGCAGCUUUUACCAGCGCCGAAGAGAUUCCCAGACUGCUGCUUGGCCAUAUCCAGCACUUUGAUCACCUACCUUGCUUCGCUCCUUCCAAAAAAGCCUAAAUUCACUAUCUCAAUCGGCAGCGGAUCUGGUCUCCUCGAAGGUCUCAUUGUGCAUUACGACAGGAAUGUGUCAGUGGAGGGUGUUGAGGUGGAUUCCACUAUUAAUCGGUAUAUCGCCGAAGAAGAUAUGAAUGUCGUUGGCGGAGGGUGGGGUCUCUGGUCUGCCGCCCAACAGGCUGCGGCCUGGACGUUUGUCUACCCACGCGACCCAAAACUCAUCACCAAAUACAUUGAUACUUAUGGUGGUCGAAAUGUGGAUUUUAUUGUCUGGCUUGGGCCUCGAGUCGAUUGGCCUGACUAUGAGACGCGUUUUUGUCAAUCUCCAUUCUCGGAGUUGAGUUUUCCAGAUCAUAUCGGAUUAACACCAUAUGAGACUGUGGUGGUUGCUAGAAGGCCAUGUUGA